AUGGGUUACACACACUACUACGCCAUUAUUGGCUGGGAUACACCUGAAUGGCAAAAGGCCUGGGAUCAGCUCAUCCAAGACGUCCCCAAUAUCAUCAAAGAAGCCCGCGUUCCUCUCAGCGGCCCAACCGAUGAUGAAGACACAAUCACACCGGUGAUCAACGACCCCGAGGACGGCAUAUACUUGAAUGGGAUUAGAGGAAACGCCCACGAACCAUUCAUACUUCGCAAGCCGGGUACAUGGACUUUCUGCAAGACUGCUCGAAAGCCGUAUGAUGUGGUUGUUUCAUCCAUCCUUCUCAGGAUUUGGAUGCUGGCACCGAAGAACCUUGAUCUUGGCUCUGAUGGUGGUUAUGAGGACUGGGACGAAGCGCGUGACCUCUGCGCUACCUUAUGGCCCAAUGAGCCCACCGAUGGCCUAUGGGCGCAGCGUAAUGAAAAUACUGAUUAG
This is a messenger RNA of Penicillium griseofulvum, 450 nucleotides long. RefSeq lists its product as uncharacterized. The record is from RefSeq and is a predicted model, not a curated record. The transcript has 3 exons. Bases 1 to 450 code for a protein of 149 amino acids. Lineage: Eukaryota; Fungi; Ascomycota; Eurotiomycetes; Eurotiales; Aspergillaceae.